Coregonus sp. 'balchen' is the source of this 13673-nucleotide messenger RNA. NCBI's taxonomy places the organism in Eukaryota, Metazoa, Chordata, Actinopteri, Salmoniformes, Salmonidae. The record is from the annotation of a GenBank genome assembly.
AUGUCGCUGUGGAUUGAGUCGCGUUGGACAGAGAAUCAAGGCAACCCUCGUGCUAAAGGGGACACAGUUAACGUUGUCCAGGAUGACUCCUCGGACCUCCUGGAGGAUGACUCCUUUGACCUAAACAAGUCCUAUCCGUGUGUCGGGCGGCCCCUGUACAAGGGCCAGGCUCUAGAACGCUGGCGUUUUCCUGGAUCCAUAGCAGGUGGGUGCUUCCUGCAACUGGAUCCACUACAGGGCAUAUUCAUUAGUCAGAUUCCGUUGGUCUGUUAAAACGUUUUGCAAUGGAACCCGUUUACUCUAGGAAACAAAUGCAACUAAACCGGGAGGGACCUGCCUGAAACCUUUUGUAACAGAAUCUGUCUAAUGAAUACACCCCUAGUGGUUCCCUCUGGCUCAUACUUGUGGACUAGGAGUUAACAUGGGACUGUCGAACACAAUGGCCGUGAUGUCUGGCAGUGCUCAGGCUUAGUCUCUAGCUCGAGCACAAUUGAAAGAGGCCAUGGCAUCACAAUGCAAAGGACAUGGGCUUAUACUCUAUCAUUACUAGUUCAUGGCAACCCCUGUGUUUGUGUUCUAGCUUGUCAUCACAAGACCCUGUACUGUAACACAAUAACCCCUUCCUCUCUCUAGGUGACUCUCAGAUCUCCUGUAGCUCUGUGGCUAUGAGAGACAUUCAGAUCCCCAGCCAGCAUGGCUCAGGAUCACACAGCCAGUCAGACUCGCUGUCCACUGUGUCCGAGUCAGACAGAACCCUGCUCAGCCUGUUGACCUGUGCAGGAGGCUUUGCGCUGUCAGGACCUCCAGCUGUCCACAACCCCAACAAGGCAGUCCUCACUGUAGACUGCAAGAGCACCAAGGUAGUGCCACUAAUAUGAUUACUAUUGGGCUGUAUAUCAAAUGCUCUCACACAAUGCAAAUGGCUUUGAAAUCAGAUUUAGCUUGAAACUUUUAAAAGGCCUAGUGCAGUCAAAUGUGAUGUUCCUGUGUUUUUAUAUACAUUUUCACACUGAGGUCAGAAUAAUACUGUGGAAAAUGAUGAUCAUGCCAUUGUAGUGUAAGAACUGAAAUUUCAGCCGGUUUUGGUGGGAUGGAGUUUUUUGCCUGCCUGGUGACAUCACCGGGUGGUAAAUUUAGUUAGGCAGAGAGGUUUGGAAUCCAAGUGACCAAACAUUUCAAAGGAGGGAAGACAUUUGGUUGUGUAAUUUCCUUAUAUGCAUUAUUAUUGCCCUGAAUGCAAAACAAGCUGACAAAUUAUAUUAAGAACAUUUCAAAGACAAGAAGAUAUGACUAUAAUCAUCGUUUGAACUUUUCAGUUGAAUAAAAUGUCAUUUGAGGAGUGUUUUUCAACAUUACUCUCCUGUGUUAGGAUCUCUUUCUCACAGCUAGUUUAGUUUUCCCCUCCCCACUCAGACCACUCCCAGACAGUCCUAGCAAAAUUCUUGCUUGAGAAAUUGCUCUUUGUUUUCAAUUAAAGUGGUCAAAAAGAAAGCAACCACAGUAUGGAACUUAAUUGUUACCCAGAAAUGUUUUGAUAUUGAGGUAAAAACAGCUACAUUGAACCUUUAAGUAAUUUGUGUAGUAGAUUAUUGUCUAAUGUAGGAGUUUUUUUUUUUAUAAUUUAAGGCUAAAGAGUGGUCAUUUGCACAAGAGACAAUUUUUGUGUGUUUUGUAGAUAUUGGCUGCAAAUGUGAAGGCAUGCACAUUGUUUGAGUGCACCAGCAAUGAUCUGGUUGGACAAAAGCUGUCCUGCUUCCUGAAGAAGACCAAUCAGGUCCUGGAAGAAGCUUUAAGUGAGGCGUGUCUUCAGACCGAUGGAAAUGUAGCAGUGGUGUCUGGAAAAGUGGUAAGAAUGAUAAAGGCUCAAUCAUUUUCCUUCUGCACAGCCCUCUCUGUUGUUGCUUGUCAAAACAUUGUUAUUUUUCUGUCUUGCUUAGAGUACAUCCAUUGUGUCCUCAAGUGUUUAACAUAUAUUCACACAUCCUUAGAUCAGGGCAUUGAGAUGACGAUCCUGUUUUCUUCUCUGGAUAGUUUGGAUGCAGUGAGCCAGUGUGGUACUGAGGUCCCAGUGUCUGUGUGGACCCAGAGACAGUCACAGGGAGGACAGCAUUGCCUGGUCAUGAUGGAGCGUGUGGAGAGACUCUCAGCCCAUGUGUCCUUCUCACAAGAUGUAAGUUACACACAUGGUUGCAUAUUCCAAGAUGUGGUUUAGUGUGGCAGUUGACAUCCUGCAAAACUCGAGUCAUUUCUGGGUCAUAUUCAUAAGGGCACACAGCAUAUUUUCUGCAACAUAAAAUUCCAGGUAGUCCCUUUCGGUGGUUUUCAGUAUGGUGCCUAAUGAAUACGACCACAGGGCCUCUGUAGCCAGACUCAAUGGGCGAUCACUUUUCCUUCCAGGGGAGCAUCCUGAGCUGUGACCUGGUCUUCGCCCAUCUGCAUGGUUACAGGAAGACUGAGGAGCUGACAGGGAUGUCUAUCAGAGAGAUGAUCCCCUCUCUACAGAUCCCCCUCCACAGCCGCGCUCUGCCCAAGGUCAGCCCUCACACACACACACACACACACACACACACCUAUUGUCCCAUAUAGAGCACUGCUUUAACAUCUCCCUUCCCUCAGAUGCUGAGGGUCCAGAGGGUGUCCAGUCGAAGCAGGGGGGGCACCUCCCUCCUCCUAUGUAUUAAACUCCAUGUGGCGGUGGUGUGUGGGAAACCCCAGCAGCUGAAGGAUGGGGAUGGUUUGGGCUGCCCAGAACCCAAAGACACCCCUGGAGGACCUGAGAACCAGCAGUGUUCCCUCCUCCUCUCCUCCCCAGUCUGCAGAGCACCAGAGCACUGUGAGCAGCCACAUAGAAAGGAACUAUCCUCUGGUAGGACAGUGCUAUUCUAAUUUUUUUAGUCUCUUUGAGGAAUGUUACUACAGAAUAGGAUGUUUUGUAUAUAAGACAUAUUUUGUGCAUGUAUAAUGUAAGAUAAAGAUGAUUUCUUGCACUAAAAAAAGCAGUAUUUGAUCUCUAAAGACCAUGUCUGUGUGCCAUGCCAUCCGUCAGGUGUGAAAGAGGACCGCAACCUCCUCUCGCCUGGUUCGGGGCUGGUCUAUUCUGGGACAGUGUGGGUGUUUGCCCCUCUCAGCGGUCUCCUCACCCUCCACCCUGAUGGCUCCAUCAACAGCAUCCACAACCACCUGGCACUCAGUCUCCUGGGCUUUGGGAAUGCUGAGCUACAGGGGAAGGUAUUAAAAUUGCACCUCUUCUGUCAUACACUCUGGUUCAAUCAAUCAAAUGUAUUUAUAAAGCCCUUUUUACAUCAGCAGAUGUCAGUGCUUAUACAGAAACCCAGCCUAAACCAACCCCCCCCCCCCCCCCCCCAGGAGCAAUGCAGAUGUAGCAGCACAGUGGGAAGGAGUUUUACUUAAGCAGUAAGGCCCGAGGGGCAGUUGUAUAUGGCCAAUAUACCAUGGCUAAGGGCUGUUCUUAAGCAUGACGCAACGCAGAGUGCCUGGAUACAGCCCUUAGCUGUGGCAUAUUGGCCAUAUACCACAAACCUCCGAAGUGCCUUAUUGCUAUUAUAAAUUGGUUACCAAUGUAAUCAGAGCAGUAAAAAUAAAUGUUUUGUCAUACCCGUGGUAUACGGUCUGAUAUACCGUGGCUUUUAGCCAAUCAACCAAUGCUGUUCUACUAUACCCAAUAUUCAUCAUUAUCAUAAUGAUGAACUCUGCAGCCUUCAUUGUGUUUUCAGUUAUUGGCUGAUGCAAAAGAGACUCAUUUUAUGGACCUCUGGAUUCAAUAAGCUGUAGUGGGUUCCCUAACGUAGCUCUCUAGAGUUGUUUCUACUCCAGGGUUGGGGUCAAUUCAGAAAGUAAACCACAUUCCAAAUGUUCCUAAUUGAAGAGAAUUGUACUUCAGUGUACUUACUGAAUGUUCUGGAAUUUACCCUAAUCCUGCUCCACUAACUGUCUUUGUCGUGUGUCCUACAGGAUGUCACGUUCCUGAUGCCUGCUUUCUAUGAUUGGUUCUGUGGCUUGGAGAAUGGUUCCAGUCCCCUACCCCACCACCCAGUGGGUGGGCUUCUACACACAGGCUUGUCAAACCCCUCUACCUGCAGCAACACAGGUGACUCAUCUGUAGUUCAGUUUCUCUCUCCAUCGUAGGUGGAUAUCUGUAUUUCUCUCUUAGUUCUUGAUGGCUGUCGUAGUGUAUGCAGGCUUUUGUUCCAUCCUAGCACUAGCACACCUGAUUCAGCUAAUCAACUAUUAAUCAAAGACCUUGAUUAUCCCAGUUGUGUACAGAUGUGCUAUCUUAAUUUGACCAGUUCCUCACAGCAGGAAAAUAAUCCUGCAGCAAAGGAAAUGUGAAUUAUGUUGAUUUUAUAAUUAAUGGACAUUUUUGUAGGGGUUGAUACAUUUUAUAGUUGGGCUAAAUCAAGUCUGACAUUUAAGUGGAAUUUAAAACUUUAGAAUCCUUUUAAAACCUUGAAUACACUACAAUUUGCAUUUGCUGCUUUGCAGGAAAAUUCUUUGUGGCAAAAGUGAUCAAAUUAGGAUAGUACCUCUAAGUGCUGGGCUGGCACAAACGCCUGCACACACUGUCCCCAGAACCAGGAGUGAGGAACGCUCCCUGUUGUAGAGCUGAACACUAGUGACAGGGACACGAGGCCUCUGAACCGCUAUUGCCCUCAAACUCCACUCUGGACCUCGAAGCAAGUUCCCACAGCAUUUUCACUGCGUAAUUGGGGACUGAUUUAGACCUGGGACACCAGGUGUGUGCAAUUAAUUAUCAGGUAGUAAAGAAAACCAGCAGGCUCCGGUCCUCGUAGGGGAAGAGUUGAAUACCCCUGCUCUAUUGGUUUAGCACCUGGGCUGGGUUAAAUACUAUAAUCCAAUUGGUGCUUUCCACUCCAUGAAAACAAACCCUAUUGGAUGGCAGCCAGCUGUGGGUGUUUGUCAGAUUUCCAGUAGACUGAGCAGUAACUGUUCCCCUCCAUCUCACUCCUUCCAGACCCCUGUGGAUACUCGGGUCAUCUUAACCCUGUCCCUGCUACUAGCAUGGUCAUCCAUCCCAUUCACACACUCCCAAUGGGAGGCAAACUUCAACAGGGAAAAGGUUGGCUCUCACUCAUCACUAACUUACAUUUCUGAAAUGUUACUAGUGCUUGUUAUUCAUGAAAACAUGUUCCUUUCUACAUAGUCAGUGUGGUCAUCCUCUAUUCAUGUGUCAUUUAGGUGUACCAAUCCACAAACUAAUCUUCCUGUUUUUCAUUGUUUUGCUGAUCACAUCGUUGAUUCUUCAUGUUCAUGGGGUCUGUGUCAAAUCCCCCAAAUCACGUAGUUUUUCAGAAUCCAAGUAAGGUAGUCAAAAGGAAAAACGAUCCUAUGAGUAAUCGUAAAAUCAAUCAAUCUUUUUUUGUUUCUGGGUGUCUAGACCCCAGCUCUCUGCUGGCUGGUGACAUGGCCAUGGUGCAGUAUGCAGGACUGGGGAGAAACCUCUCUACUGGGAAGGGCAGGAUCUUCACUGGGACCAGUACCAGACUGGAGGAGCAUGGCAGCGCUCCCUCCACCCUGCGCCCUCCGGAGAUUACCUCCACACCCAUGGUCAGGUAGGUCACCCAUGGACAAGAUAGUUCAGGCCUGAAAUAACCAUGUAACAUGGGGGGGGGUGUCCUGUUCCCUUUGGGUUUUAUGCUGGUUUUAAUUUCCACCUUGGCCAGUGACACCUGACUUCCCACUUGAAUGAAUCAGACACUAACUAAAAGGCAAUGAUCAAAGUCAGCAGGUGAGAGGCCCUGAGGUAGGCCAGUUGUUUACCGAAUACCAUUUUUGUAGAUGUUAUCCAAAGCGACUUACAGUCAUGCGUGCAUACAUUUUUGUGUAUGGGUGGUCCCGGGGAUCGAACCCACUACCUUGGCGUUACAAGCGCCGUGCUCUACCAGCUGAGCUACAGAGGACCACAUGAAUGGUAGGGGUUGACAUGGGCCUGGGCCUAACUGUCCCUAGGGGCUGAUAUGGGGCCUAACUGUCCCCAGUGUUUCUGUAGGGGCUAGGGGUGUAACUAGGUAUCUCUCCACAGGGCUGAUGACACUACAGAACUGAUGGAAGAGGCAGCCCAGGUUGCCCCGUGUCCCAGUCAGUGUGACAGUGGAGACAACACCCACGACCUGCUACAGUCCUUUGCCCUGGUGGAGAGGGGCGACACGCUCUGCCUGUCACUCACUCACCCUCCAACUUGUAGCCCAGGACGGCAGCUCCUCAACGGGGUGGGACCAGGUAUGAAUUGGCUAAAUGUUCAGAGUUUUAGCUAGACAAAACAUUUGAUUUUGAUAUGUUUGAGGUCCAAAUUCACUUCAAAUUUUCCUCUGAGAAUGAACUUUAAUGUAUAAAUGUGUUAUUUGUAUUACUUAAGACACUCCAACCAUGGAUGAGCACAGCGGAGCACGGCCCUGCCGCCCUACCCCACACCAUGCCAAAGACCCUCAGCAGCCGUGUGACCCUGUCGGCCCUGCAGGACUCCAGCUUCGAGGUGAUCUCCCUGGGCAGCCGCUCCUCCUCGGGGUUCUGUGAGAAGUGGGCUGGGUGUCAUGGGGGGUCCGGUCCGAAGGAGGUCACCUCCCGGACCGCCCAGGUUGUGGACUCAGCCAGCUGCUACCUGGACCUGGACACCAACGGGGAACUGGUGACCCGGGCCAUGGCCGACCUGGACCUGAGUGGAAUUCUAGAGCUGCCUAGUGUUGGGGGAGAUGAUGACUUCUCCCAUACCUCGGUUGAUACCGCCGAGCUCCUGCGAACCCCUUCACCGUAUGUGGUCGAGUCCGACCAGGAAGAGGGACCCGGCUGUGUGGAGGUCCAGAACAGUCAAUUAAAUGGAGCGGCGGGGGAGGAAGAACGGGACCAGUGGGCUGUGUUCUCUGUUCUCCACAAUGGCCAAAGCCAGGACUCUAGACAGAUCAAUGGAGGGAUGCAGUUGCUCUCGGACACCCCUCCCACCACCUCCACCCCUAAGAAGCAGCAGGUGAAUGAGUCCUCUCCAUCCUCCAAGGUCCCAAAGCAGAUCACAGAGGGGAGCUAUGAUGGAAAUGUUUACCACCGGGAUGGAACAAGAAUCGGUUGGUACCUCUUCACAAGCUCUCACUUAGCCUUUCUCUUUGAGCUGAGCUUCCAGGUUUAGAGCAACUCCACGCGCGUGGUACUCCUUGAUUACAAAGUUAGUUUCAUAACUACGAUGAUUAAUUCUAGCCACUCUUCCCCUCCCUCUCUUUUCUCCUCUCUCCAGAGGUGCAGUGUGAGAUCCAUAGGGCUGAGCUUGAUGGGGCCAGGUGUGUGUUCUGUGUGUGGCUGAGUAGGCCUGGACAGCAGGAGGCCAUGCUGUGUUAUAGUGGCUUCUACAGCAGCAGAGCUUCACUACAGGACUCAUCUGCACUCAGUCUGGGAGAGGUCAGUACUCCUGCUUAAUCUGGAAAAAUCACAUUUAUUUAAUUAAUCGUGUGGUUGAUUUGGACAGGGUGACAGACACAUUUUUAUUUUUUUGCUUUCACCCUGCCCAGUAAAGAUAUGAGUAUUGCGCUACAGACAUUGAUGUAUUCACACCUCUUUACAUUUUCCACAUUUUGUUGUUACAAAGUGGGAUUAAAAUGGAUUUAAUUUUUAUUUUAUAUAUAGAUAUCUACACAAAAUACUCUAGUCAAAGUGGAUGAAAGAUUCUAUCAUAUUUGUAAAAAAAAAUUAUAAAAAUAAAACACUAUCUUGAUUAGAUAGGUAUUCAACCCCCUGAGUCAAUACAUGUUAGAAUCACUUUUGGCAGUGACUACACUGAGUCUUUCUGGGUAAGUACCUAAGAGUUUUGCACACCUGGAUUGUACAAUAUUUGCCCAUUUUUAUAAAAAUUCUUCAAGCUCUCAAGUUGUUGAUCAUUGCUAGACAGCCAUUUUCAAGUCUUGCCAACUGAUUUUAAGUCAAAACUGUAACUAGGCUACUUGGGAACAUGCAAUGUUGUCUUGAUACGCAACUCCAGUGUAUAUUUGGCUUUUUUUAGUUUUAUUGUCCUGCUGAAAGGUGAAUUUGUCUCCCAGUGUUUUGUUGGAAAGCAGACUGCACCAGAUUUUCAUCUAUUCGGUUUCUUUUUAUCCUAAACUACCUAGUCCUUGCCGAUGACAAGCAUACGCAUAACAUGAUGCAGCCACCACCAUGCUUCAAAAUAUGAAGUGGUACUCGGAUUUUCCCCAAACAUCCCGCUUUAUAUUCAGGACAUAAAUUCAUUUCUUUGCCACAUUUUUUUUUGCAGUUUUACUUUAGUGCCUAAUUGCAAACAGGAUGCAUGUUUUGGAAUAUUUUUAAUCUGGACAGCCUUCCUCCUUUUCACUCUGUCAAUUAGGUUAGUGUUGUGGAGUAACUACAAUGUUGUUGAUCCAUCCUCAGUUUUCUCCUAUCACAGCCAUUAAACUCUGUAACUGUUUUAAUGUCACCAUUGGCCUCGUGGUGAAAUCCCUGAGCGGUUUCCUUCCUCUCCGGAAACGGAGUUAGGAAGGAUGCCUGUAUCUUCAUAGUGAGUUGAAUACUUAUUGACUCAAGACAUUUCAGCUCUAAAUUUGUAAAAAUUGAAAAACGUUCCACUUUGACAUGGGGUAAUGUGUGUAGGCCAGUGACAACCUCAAUUUAAUCAAUUUUAAAUUUGGGCUGUAACACAACAAAAUGUGGAAAAAGGUGAGGGGUGUGAAUACUUUCUGAAGGCACUGUAUUUGUGUAUUUUGACUCAGGCGAUCUUGGAGGCCAGCCGUGGCGGGGCCGGGGAGGCGCUGCUCUCCACUUUGGACCUGGACCAUUCCCGUGCGUGCGAUGGCCAGUUCUCAGAGGUGUACCAGCCGCUCCACGCCGUGGGGAAAGGGGCCUUCGGCUUCGUGUGGCAGGCUUGCAGACGCUCUGACAGACAGAAGGUGAGACUGACUGGGGACUCUCUCCUUUUACUAGUAAAGAUGAAGACCGACAACACUUGCACACCUGAGUACCAUGACAAGUCUUUAUGGAGGACAGUGUUCCAAAACUCAGGUUAAAAAAAAUAUAUAUUAAAAUUGUCUGACUCAAACUGUAUGACCUCUCUGUGGGCGCUUCAUGCUCACAAUAUUUCACUGUGCAUCCAUAUUCAGUUUUUGGAAUGUUUUGAAGUAAUGGAUUUGCAUAGUCAAAUAGUGUUUUAAAAGUGUUUGUCCCUCUCUUAUGUGUGUAGGUGGUGGUGAAGUUUAUCAGGAAGGGCAGGAUAGUCGGUGAAUGCUGGGUGGACGACCCCGUGCUGGGCCGUGUCAGCCAGGAGAUCGCCAUACUCACCCGCCUGACACACCACAACAUCGUCAAGGCAACAACUUUUAGUUUGUUUCUAAUGUGGUUCUCAGCGGUAACCCACAUCUCCUCCAUACAGAAUAACACAAACGUUUAUCCUCUUUACCUCUCUCUAUUCCCUAUCUCCAUCUGUUUCUCAGGUCCUAGAGGUGUUUGAGAACGAGGGUUACUUCCAGAUGGUGAUGGAAAAGCACGGGGAUGGUCUGGACCUGUUUGAGUUCAUAGACAAACAGCCCCAGCUGGACGAGCCUCUGGCCAGCUACAUCUUCAGACAGGUACGGGACAGAACACCUGUGUGUAGAAAGGAAACAGAAAUAUGAGCAGCAAUAUAAAUGUGAUAAUGAUGGGUAUUGUGUGAAAAGUCACCUCUUUCUGUUUCACCAUUUUUUAUUUUAUUUGUCCAUUGCCCUCUCUGUCCCUUUAAUCCUUUUUCUCUCCAGUUGGUGGCAGCGGUGGCGUAUCUGAGGAACAACGGCAUCCUCCACAGGGACAUCAAGGAUGAGAACAUCAUCAUUAACACAGAGUUCCACAUCAGACUCAUAGACUUUGGCUCUGCCGUCCCACUGGCUCCAGGGAAGCUUUUCUACACCUUCUGUGGCACACUGGAGUACUGCUCCCCAGAGGUGCUGCAGGGCAACCCGUAUGUACCCACAGGUUGUUUUUUUUCUGGAUCAAAAAGGGGCUUAGGUAGUGUGCUUGUCAGGGUCAUGAUGGGAGUAGUGGCAUUGGACCCGUCGGCGCGGCUGAAUUUUAGAGAACGUUUUAGUCCCCAUCUUGGCGGUGUAGAGAAAUGUCUGAAUUUAAGCCAAUUUCCCUCAACUCUACACAUUUCUCUGUGUGGAGCUGAGGAUUUUUUGCAGUUCAAGCUAAUUUUGUGCAAAUCUAUGCAUUUUGCCAUGGCUAAUGCCGUGUUCUUUGGCUGAAACAUAACAAAAUCAAUACUGAUAAAUUCAGUGUUUUGGCUAUUUUCUAUUCUUCCUGACUGUCUAGCUUUUAUUUUGGUGACAUCGUUCUCAUAGAUUAUAUUUUUCCUACAUACGUUAUAUCUGGAUUUUAGUCGUUUAAGUUUACACUGAAAGUUUUUUCCGUUCCCCCCCAAAAAUGAUUUAAAUGGUAAAAUCCCCCCACACACACAGCCACUUCUCAUAGUACCAACACAGGCUGAGGGGGUAGUAUACACAACACAACUGUUAGGACAAAACAGUUUUUGCAACAUGAUUUUAUAAAACUAUAAACUAGGAUAAUCCAUAAAUGAGAACAAUCCUGUUCCAUUUUGUUUACUUACUGUGGGUUCCCUCCCCUGUUUACUUACUGUGGGUUCCCUCCCCUGUUUACUUACUGUGGGUUCCCUCCCCUGUUUACUUACUGUGGGUUCCCUCCCCUGUUUACUUACUGUGGGUUCCCUCCCCUGUUUACUAACUGUGGGUUCCCUCCCCUGUUUACUUACUGUGGGUUCCCUCCCCUGUGUGUUGCGUAGCUACAGUGGUCCAGAGCUGGAGCUGUGGUCUCUGGGGGUGCUGCUCUACACCCUGCUGUUUGGUGAGAACCCUUUCUGUGACAUGGAGGAGACCCUGCAGUCCACACUCAAGCCCCCCUUUCCUGUCUCUCCAGGUAGGACAUCAGUCAGAAAUGGGGUGUAAUAGCGGGAACCGGUUUACCAAGAUUUACUGAGAUUUCCCACCCAAACCCACUUCCGUUUCCCAGGAUAAAUAACUGCUAGAAACACGUAAACAUGUAAUGGAACUGUUUAAAUUAUACUGAACAAAAAUAUAAAUGCAUGUUUCAUGAGCUAGAAUUAAAUGUCUCAGAAAUGUUUCGUAUGCACCAAACGCUUAUUUCUCUCAAAUUUUGUGCACAUUUAUUUAUAUCCCUGUUAGUGAGCAUUUCUCCUUUGCCAAGAUAAUCCAUCCACCUGACAGGUGUGGCAUAUCAAGAAGCUGAUUCAACAGCAUGAUCAUUACACAGAUGCACCUUGUGCUGGGGACAGUAAAAGGCCACUCUAAAAUGUGCCGUUUUUUCACAACACAAUGCCAACCGGCCUCACAACCACGUAUGGUGUUGUGUGGGUGAGCGGUUUGCUGAUGUCAACGUUGUGAACAGAGUGCCCCGUUGUGGGGUUAUGGUAUGGUUGGGCAUAAGCUACGGACAGUGAACACAAUUGGUUUUUUUUCGAUGGCAAUUUUAAUGUACAGAGAUGCCGUGACGAGAUCCUGAGGCCCAUUGUCGUGCCAUUUAUCCGCCACCAUCACUGCAUGUUUCAGCAUGAUAAUGCACAGCCCCAUGUCGCAAGGAUCUGUAUACAAUUCCUGGAAGCUGAAAGUGUCCCAGUUCUUCCAUGGCCUGCAUACUCACCAGCCAUGUCACCCAUUGAGCAUGUUUGGGAUGCUCUGGAUCGACAUGUAUGACAGCGUGUUCCAGUUCCCGCCAAUAUCCAGCCAUUGAAGAGGAGUGAGAAAACAUUCCAUUAUUUUUUUGCAGUUUAAAACGGCCAAUCACUCGAAUAUCGUUGCUUUAAAUCUGUGCGCACACGAGCACUCUUUCUGCCGUUCUCUAUCUGUUCAAUUCAAGUUGCAUCCAAAAUGGAUAAUUGUGUUCAAGAUUUGUAUACAGUGUACAAAACAUUAAGAACACCUUCCUAAUAUUGAAUUGCACCCCCUUUUGCCCUCAGAACAGCCUUCUAUUUAACUAGUGAUUGGUUAAUAUACAUAAGUUUCUAACUUAUAACCUCUGUCUUCACUCUUGUGCAAUAUGCGCCUGCUCUCCUCUGGCCUCCUUUAUAGCUCUUGUGGAGUCCCAGUAAAAGCUACUACAAUAGCAUUUUUUCUUGAACUGGUAGACUUUGAAGAGGGAUUCUGAAUGUUAAAUACAACAGCCUAAAGAAAUCUGAGUUUUAAGAGUGAACGCGCAAUGGCGGUACAGUUAUUUGUCCAAAAACACAACCUUUCAAUGAUGAGAAGCGAAUUAUUCAAGCAUGUCAUUACAAUGAUGACGAGGACAACUUAUUUUAUUUAACUGAGCGCGAGGAAGGAAGGAAGCAACAAAUAGGAGGUAAUAUGCACAACAUGAAAGGUAGGCUGUCAGACUACUAAUUAUAAAAAUGUACAAUUAUAUUUUACAAUUAUAGGCCAGCGAAUUUGAUUUUAACUUUGUAGGCCGCAUGUCCUGCACCAGCAUCGCGUGUCCUCUCCCAGCUUCAUAGUUUGAACGAGGGGUGAAAUUCCAGUCAAAUAAUACAGUCCACACUCAAAGAUUACUGGAGCUUGUUUCAUUUAUUUAUCCAAGAGUGUAUAUACAUCUAUGGACUUCUUCUUCAGUGGUGCAUAAUGUGCAGUAGCCUAUAUAGGCCUAUCAUACUGUAUGUAUUGGAUAACGGAACAAUCAUUUGGGCUCAUAAAUGGUAUUUUAAUGUAGGGCUCAUCUGCCUCAGGUAGCAUCCGGCUUGAAUUUUCAUGCCGAUCAAAUCCAGACAUAUGCUUUAAUGGCACUUCCAGUUUUGGCGGGAAAUACCGGGUUACCCGGGAGUAAAGUGAUUUUUAUUCUUUGUGGCAUUUUAUCAGUAAAAUUGACCAACAGCCUAAUUUUCUGUUUUCUUCUCCACAACCCUGCUACUAAACAGUCAGGUGCAAGGUGUCUGACCUCUUCCUGUGCUCCCCAGACCUACAUGCUGUGCUGUCAGGGAUGUUGCAGCCUGACCCCCAACAGAGGAUGACCCUGGAGCAGCUCCUGCUGCAGCCCUGGAUACGCCAGCCCAUCUGCCUGGCUGACUACAGCUGGGAAGAGGUGUUCCCCUACUGCAAGAGCCACGGUCAGUGGAGGCGAAGAGACCCUCUCUUGUUGUUCCAUCUGUUCAUUCUAAUCUCCCAAUAGCUAAACAAGACAAACCACUUUAGUCUGUAGGGUACAGUGUCCAUAUUUAAUACAUCCUCAGACUCCCGAGUGGCACAGCGGUCUAAGGCACUGCAUCUCAGUGCUUGAGGCGUCACUACAGACCCCCUCGUUCGAUUCCAGGUUGUAUCACAACCGGCCGUGAUUGGGAGUCCCAUAGGGCGGCGCACAAUUGGCCCAGCGUCGUCCGGGUUUGGCCGUUGUAGGCCGUCAUUGUAAAUAAGAAAUUGUUCUUAACUGACUUGCCUAGUUAAAUAAAGGUAAAAUAAAUACAAAUAAAAUUCACCCAUAGUCACUUUCCUCUCUUCACAGCUCCCCCACAGUACCACGAGUCCGUUCCUGGGGAGUUUCUAGGCCAGGGCUUGUACCCGGAUGCUAGAGAUGAUUCUUCACUUCCUUCUGAUGAUGACGAUGAGAGGUCCGUGGAUGCCAUGACAACUGAACUCAUGAAGUACCUCUCUGAUGAAUGA